This is a messenger RNA of Stegastes partitus (bicolor damselfish), 545 nucleotides long. Its product is annotated as protein FAM32A-like. Gene Ontology annotation, cellular component: nucleolus. The transcript has 4 exons. NCBI's taxonomy places the organism in Eukaryota, Metazoa, Chordata, Actinopteri, Pomacentridae. The record is from RefSeq and is a predicted model, not a curated record. Bases 54 to 395 code for a protein of 113 amino acids.
UGUCGGUUACUUUAAUAACAAAGCAGAAGAAGACGACAGAGAGCUUCUCGAAAAUGUCAGAGUACGCGACAGUCCAGAAAAGUACCCUGAAAUUAAAGGGUGUAGGAGAUAUUUCUGCUGGGAAGAAGAAGAAGAAGAAGGACAAACAGAGUAAACAUCGCUUGGAGCAGGUCGCGACCAGCCAGAACGACGAGGAGGUGAAAACCAAGAAGGCGUACGUUGACAAAAGGACGCCGGCACAGAUGGCUUUUGACAAGAUGCAGGAAAAAAGACAAAUGGAGCGGAUUUUGAACAAAGCAUCAAAGACUCACAAACACAGAGUCGAGGACUUUAAUCGCCACCUGGACACCCUGACCGAGCAUUACGAUAUUCCCAAAGUCAGCUGGACCAAAUAGAAGAGGAGCCACUGUUCACUUUGCUGUUCUGUUUGUACUAAAUUAACCCGACAUUUUCUGUUAUUUGCUAGUUUUACGUAUUUACAAUUGGCUUUUGUUUUUAUGUUGGAAUUCCUGAUGUUUGCAAUAAAGAAUUAAAGUGUACACACA